Spathaspora passalidarum NRRL Y-27907 is the source of this 2796-nucleotide messenger RNA. RefSeq lists its product as uncharacterized. The record is from RefSeq and is a predicted model, not a curated record. Lineage: Eukaryota; Fungi; Ascomycota; Pichiomycetes; Serinales; Debaryomycetaceae. The transcript has a single exon. Bases 1 to 2796 code for a protein of 931 amino acids.
AUGUUUUUUUCAAAACCUACUAAUCCAAAACCCUUUAUAAGAGUUUUGGGUAAACUUGCAGUGUUAAUCACAAACUCAACCGCUAGCAACCACCAAAUCAUCAAAGACAACCAACAAUUUUACCUUGAUGAUACCAAGAGAAGCAAGGUCAAAGAAUUCUUUAGAAGAUUCAAGUCAUUUUUUUUGAGAAAGGUCCAGACACAAAUUCCUGUAAUCCAAUCGACUGCUACUUGUAUGUUUCAAUUUACUGGUGAAGUUACUGUUGAUAGUUUUAGUAGUGAAGAAGAAGUGUUCACCUUAGCUUUGAAACCAUUACUUAAAACCGGGUCUCCUAGUACUAUUGUCUCUACCGCCGAUGUUGUUAAUGAAUGUCCAAUUGUUGAUACCUUUGAAUUACCCGUUGUUACCGCUGAUGAUUUCGUUCCCAAAUAUUUAUCCCAUCCAUUAGUUGUCCCUGCUGAAUCCAUUGCCGCUCCCAUUUCCACUGUUGUUGAAAGUGCUUGUGCUCUUGAAUCCUCUGAACCAACUGAAGCUGCACCAGAAUCCGUUCCAAUUGCUGUUACUACUGACUUAGCCACAGAAAAGGUUCCCGAUUUGUCUAGAUCCAACAGAAAGAAAUUUAAGAAGCUCUUUAAGGGAAUUAGAUGUUCUAUUCAUAGAACUAAGAAUUAUGGAUCCAAUAGCCAACCUCAUACCUUUAUUGAUGAAACUGCUGAAGUUAGAGAACAAUCCUCUGUUGUUGAUGCUACUGUUGAAAAAUGUGACAAAGCUGAAGUUAAGGAACAAUCCUCUGUUGUUGAUGAAACUGCUGAAGUUAAGGAACAUUCUUCUAUUGUUGAUAUUACUGUUGAAAAAUGUGACAAAGCUGAAGUUGAAAAUGUUAGAUCCAAGAGACAAAGAAUUAAGAACUUGUUUAGAAAACUGAAAUCCAAUGGUCAACCUACAACCUUAGCAAGAGAAUCACCUGAAGUUAAAGAACAACCAUCCCUUGUUGACGUUACUGUUGAAGUUAAUGAACAACCCCCUGUUGCUGAUGCUACUGCUGAAGAAUGUGACAAAGCUGAAGUUAAGGAACAAUCCCCUGUUGUUGAUGCUACUGCUGAAGUUAAGGAACAUUCUUCUAUUGUUGAUAUUACUGUUGAAAAAUGUGACAAAGCUGAAGUUGAAAAUGUUAGAUCCAAGAGACAAAGAAUGAAGAACUUGUUUAGAAAACUGAAAUCCAAUGGACAACCAUCCCUUAUUGACGAAACUGCUGAAGUUAAUGAAGAAUCCCCUGUUGCUGAUGCUAUUGUUGAAGAAUGUGACAAUGCUGAAGUUAAGGAACAAUACUCUGUUGUUGACGUUACUGUUGAAAAAUGUGACAAAGCUAAAGUUAAGGAACAAUCCUCUGUUGUUGAUGAAACUGCUGAAGUUAAAGAACAAUCCUCUGUUGCUGGUGUUAUCGUUGAAAAAUGUGACAAAGCUGAAGUUGAAAAUGUUAAAUCCAAGAGACAAAGAAUGAAGAACUUGUUUAGAAAACUGAAAUCCAAUGGACAACCAUCCCUUAUUGACGAAACUGCUGAAGUUAAUGAACAAUCCCCUGUUGCUGAUGCUAUUGUUGAAAAAUGUGACAAUGCUGAAGUUAAGGAACAAUCCUCUGUUGUUAAUGCCACUGUUGAAAAAUGUGAUGGAGUUGAAACUCCUGUUGUUGCCGGUUAUUGCACUGAAAUGGCUUCUGUUGGUUCUGGUGUUCAAGUUGAAAAUGUUAGAUCCAGAAGACAAAGAAUGAAGAACUUGUUUAGAAAACUGAAAUCCAAUGGACAACCAUCCCUUAUUGACGAAACUGCUGAAGUUAAUGAACAAUCCCCUGUUACUGAUGCUAUUGUUGAAAAAUGUGACAAUGCUGAAGUUAAGGAACAAUCCUCUGUUGUUGACGUUACUGUUGAAAAAUGUGACAAAGCUGAAGUUGAAAAUGUUAAAUCCAAGAGACAAAGAAUGAAGAACUUGUUUAGAAAACUGAAAUCCAAUAUUCAACCAACAACCUUAGAAAGAGAAUCACCUGAAAUCAAAGAACAACCAUCCCUUGUUGACGUUACUGUUGAAGAAUGUGACAAAGCUGAAGUUAAGGAACAAUCCUCUGUUGUUGAUGAAACUGCUGAAGUUAAGGAACAUUCUUCUAUUGUUGACGUUACUGUUGAAAAAUGUGACAAAGCUGAAGUUGAAAAUGUUAAAUCCAAGAGACAAAGAAUGAAGAACUUGUUUAGAAAACUGAAAUCCAAUGGUCAACCAACAACCUUAGCAAGAGAAUCAUCUGAAGUUAAAGAACAUCCAUCCAUUGCCAGUACUAUUACUGAAAAGAAAGCGUUUCAAAAAGUUUCAAUGUUGUCGAUUAAUGAAUCAUCAAUCAAUCGUACUUUAACUAUUGGUACCUCAAAGUCCGUGUUGCCUGCAAUUGCUUCUGCUAUUAGUACAUUAAAGUCUACCCCUGUUGUUAAAUUACCCACUGCUUCUGCCGCUGCUGCAUCAACUCCAGUAAUUUCAUUUGGUCGCUCGGGGAAAUGUGCUUCUGCUUUUGAUCCAUCAAAAAAAGUAUACCCUGUUUCUGGUUCAUUAGCUUCUGUUGAUCCUGCUAAAACUUCCAAACCUGUUAUCCCAAAUUUUACUUCAGGUAUGGCAUGUACUGGACUUUCAUGGAAUACUCAAAUUGGAUCUUCCAAAGAUGCUAUGAAAUGGCGUGACCAAAAUUCACAAUUGGGCAACAAAUUUGGUGCAUAUAUGGAGUAUAAUUAUACCUCUACGGGAUAUAAUGAUUUUUAG